Sardina pilchardus (European sardine) is the source of this 2129-nucleotide messenger RNA. RefSeq names its product charged multivesicular body protein 2Bb (gene chmp2bb). The transcript has 6 exons. NCBI's taxonomy places the organism in Eukaryota, Metazoa, Chordata, Actinopteri, Clupeiformes, Clupeidae. Gene Ontology annotation, biological process: late endosome to vacuole transport; endosome transport via multivesicular body sorting pathway; protein transport. Gene Ontology annotation, cellular component: ESCRT III complex; multivesicular body. The record is from RefSeq and is a predicted model, not a curated record. Bases 125 to 769 code for a protein of 214 amino acids.
GUUGCUCUUCCUGUUUGGAAUCAAACCAGGAAAUACAGACCAUGUAACUCGGAACGUCGAAGUUGUGUGAAUUCAAUCUUGUCAGUUUAUUUUUUCUUCGCUUGUAUAAUCACACAUUGUAGUUAUGGCUUCAUUAUUCAAGAAAAAGACGGUGGAUGAUGUCAUCAAAGAGCAAACCAAAGAACUUAGAGGGACCCAGCGGCAGAUCACCCGAGACCGCACCGCCCUGGAGAGACAAGAGAAACAAAUGGAGCUGGAGAUUAAGAAGAUGGCGAAGGCUGGGAACAAGGAUGCGUGUAAGAUCCUGGCCAAGCAGCUAGUUCAGCUACGGAAGCAGAAGAACCGCACCUACGCCGUCAGUUCAAAGGUUACCUCCAUGUCCACGCAGACCAAGCUCAUGAACUCUCAGAUGAAGAUGGCUGGUGCCAUGGCUAAGACAACCAAAACCAUGCAGGCGGUCAAUAAGAAGAUGGAUCCUCAGAAGACCCUCCAGACGAUGCAGAACUUCCAGAAGGAGACGGCCAAGAUGGAGAUGACGGAUGAGAUGAUCAAUGACACACUGGACGAGCUCUUCGAGGGCUCCGAUGAUGAGGAGGAGUCAGACAACAUCGUCUCCCAGGUGCUCGACGAGAUCGGCAUCGAGAUCUCAGGAAAGAUGUCCAAGGCUCCCGCGGCGAGCAGGAACAACCCCAGUGCCUCCACGUCCAAAGCGGAUACCAUCUCAGACGACGAGAUCGAGAGACAGCUGAAGGCCUUGGGAGUGGACUAACACAGAAUCUUUCUUUCUCUCUCUCUCUUUCUCUCUCUCAGACACACACACAGACACACUGGCACACUACUUAGAAACAUACUGCUUGGACUUUGUCAGGCAUGUACUGUCUGCUGAGAAGUCGGUGUGGACACACACACAAAUAGACCUCUGAAGUUCGCCUACAAAAAAGCACAUAAUUCAAAAUCUCCAUGUUAUUUUCCCAUAGGAAAAAUCGCCAUCGAGAUACCGAAUCUCGAAGAUGGCAGCUAUUUUGUAGGCGAACUUCAGAGGUAUAUACACAAACACACAAACACACAAACACACACAUGCAUGCCUUCAGUCUUUCUGAUUUGAACCUUUGGAAGCUCCGAGUCUCUUGAAUCCUCUGCAGCAGAGUCAUAGAGUCCCCACUGGGUGGUGCUGUUUUGACUCUUUCUGCUCCAUACAGCUGCAAUAGGUAGACUCAGGUGUGUGUGUGUCUGAGAAAUACACUCCGUGUCCUCAAUGCCACCUUCUACAACCAUAUCCCACCAGUGCCACACUGUGUGCAGGCGUGUGUGUGUGUGUGUGUGUGUGUGUGUGUGUGUGCGUGUGCGUGCGUGUAGAGUUUUAGAAUACUGACAUAGGGACUUAAGAGUUGAUGACAUGCCCUCAUGUCAUGUUAAAUAUAAAUGCUUCCUCUGUGUGUGUGUGUGUGGCAGAGAGAUUCCCGUGUGUGUGUGUGUGUGUGUGUGUGUGUGUGUGGCAGAGAGAUUCCCGUGUGUGUGUGCGUGUGUGCGUGUGUGGAGAGGUUUUCAUUUAAUUUAUCCCACCUUUCAACUCUCCUUUCUCCUCAUGAGGGUGCAGACGGAGUUUCAGGAAUGCAAACAAACACUGUGUCUCCACACACACACACACACACUCUGUCUCCAAACAUACACAUACUGUAUCUCCUCAGUCUGCUUCCAUGCUACAAACACACACACACACACACACACGCCACACACACACACACACACACAUGCUACACACACAUGCUACACACACAUGCUACACACACACACACACACACACACACACACACACACACACACACACACACACACACACACACACACACACACACACACUGUGUCUCCUCAGUCUGAUUCUACACCAAUCCGCUGAGGGGCUAUAUGGGCCUCAGGUGUGUUCCAAUCUGGACUGUUCUUCUCGCUAGUAAUCCUGGUACGGGUCAGAGACUUGCCUUUAGGUGGUGGACAAGGGGCAUGAGGAACCCCUUCAUAUGCUACAACAUUUUCAUUUUAUUUUAUUGCCAUAAAUAAAGUACAUGUUUGUAAAUAAAUUGUUACUAAGUCUGUUGUCAUUUACUAAUAAAUGACUAUGAUCGCUCUCUUAA